Messenger RNA from Cuscuta campestris, 1907 nucleotides. The record is from the annotation of a GenBank genome assembly. Lineage: Eukaryota; Viridiplantae; Streptophyta; Magnoliopsida; Solanales; Convolvulaceae.
UGACAAAUAAAAAUGACAAGGCUCGAAGGUGGACAUUUAUCCCCAAAUCACACUGGUCAUCUUUGAUAGGGUUUGAGCAUUGAAGGUCGAAGGUGGAAGUGAUGUCAGAGCGCCACCAUUUACCGGAAGAAAUCCUGAUCGAAAUCCUGACAAGGCUCCCCGUCAGGUCCCUCGUACGCUUCACCGCCGUUUCCAAGUCGUGGUUCUUCCUCAUCACCAGCCCCGCCUUCGUCUCCGCCCACCUCCGCCACUCCCGCUGCAAUGAUGAUCAUUCCGUCGGUAACCACCUUCUCAUCCGUCAUUUAGAAAACUCAUCCAUAAAGGAAAAGUAUGAGAUUCUCGAAGAGACUGAUCACCAAACACUUAACCCGAUCAGUUCUCCCGAGCUCCCCCCUGCAUUUGCAUGCGAGGAUAUUCGUGUGGUUGGCUGCUAUAGCGGCGUCGUUUGCUUAUCCGACGCCUGGUAUUGCGAUCUGUGUUGUACGUAUCUAUGGAACCCCUGUAUUCAGAAGCUUAAGCCCUUGUCUCCUCCUACUAUUAUUAGACCAGCUGGCAGUUUAAACGCCUUACUUGGAUUUGGUGUUAAUCCAGAGUGUGAUGGUGAUCUCAAGGUAGUCAGAGCUGUGUAUCAAAGGAAAGGAGAGUAUCUGCAGAUGCCCGAUGGCCCACCAGAUGUUGAGAUUUAUUUACUCAGCACCGGGAAGUGGAGAACUAUAUCUGCUGUUGGAGUGAAUCUUUAUAUGAUCGAUUUCGACCUGUGGUGGUCUCAAACUUUUGUCCAUGGAGCCGUACAUUGGAUUGGGCGGAAAUGGGUGGACAAUGUGAGGUCCAAGUGUUGUAUAACAGUUUUCUCCAUGGCUGAUGAGGUUUUUAGUGAAAUUAUGCUGCCAAAUAAAUUAGCCAAAUGGAUUGCAUUAUACUUACAUAUUAUGAUGUUUGAUGAGUCUAUUGCUGUUGCUAAGUAUGCUACAAGGAAUCAUUGCAUAUUCUGUGACCUGUGGGUGAUGAAAGAGUAUGGAGUUGUGGAAUCUUGGUGCAGGAUAUAUCGUAUAGAAUUGUUUGGAUGGAUGGAUAGAAUUGUUGGAUUCAGGAAAAAUGGUGACAUCUUAAUCUGUAGUGAGAAUCGCGAGCUUGUUUCCUACUGUCCGACUACUAAAUUUUUUCAUAAACUUGGAAUUUAUGGGACCAACCGCUCAUUCUUUGUUGGUAAAUACUUGGAAUCUCUUGUCCUGCUUCAAGAAAAAAGCUGUGAAGUUGAUGUGCUAUUCAAAGAAAUGACAAGUGUGUCCAUUUGAAGAGGAGGUUAGAAGAUUUGGGUUGGUCGUUUGUUUAAAGGGUUACCUUACGAUAAUGUGUCAAGCAGGAGAAAGUUAAUUAUCAUCUUCUUCCUCAAGAGUACAGCUUGGUUUCAAAAUAAAAAAUGAUGCCGAUUGUGUAUGGAGACGUGAGAUUGGGUCUGCAAAGGAUUCUGACGUGAUCUUCGUACACCUACUGGGUCAGUUUGUUUUGGUCAUGUCUUUGAAAUGGCUUUAUUAAUAGAUUUUUCAGUAUUAGGUGUUGAAUUCUUUUUUCUUAGAACUCUCUUUUAUCUUUCAUAUGUUACAGAGUAUGACCAAAAUAAAGAGUAUCAUUAUUUACAUUCUCAUAUGAUAAUGAAUAUAUUAUUUAUCUGAAACAUUUACCUGCGUGGCUAUUGAUUAUUGCAGUGUAUGACUUUGUAUUUAUUUAGUCUCAAGUAACUCAUGCAUUAAUGAUGGCUGCCCUUGUAGAGUGACAGUUUUAAGACUGCAAGACCAAAAAAUAAUAAUGCAAUAGUAGUCAAAAUCAUUAAAUUGGUUUCUUGAUAACAUCAAGUCUUACAUAUAACUCAUGCCAUAAUUGCAUAUUAUCUCUCACUUGUGUAACUC